AUGGACGCAGCAGCGGCAGCGGCAGGAGUAACGGUCAACAUGUCGGCGGCGGGUACCCUGAAUCACGGCUCAACCAGCUUGAGUUUCGGUUUCUACUUCCUCCCUUUCGCAACCGUCAUCUGCUUCCUCAUCCCGGUCCUGUACCUCUUCCCUCCCAUCCCGGCGACCACCAGCGAUGCACUCCGCGCCACACACUCCAGAAUAGGGGUCACGCCGCCAAAGAGCAACCUCAAGGACCAGUUCUCCGCCACCCACAAGGAGGCCCGGCCCGGAGCGGCCGCUCGACUGCAGGCGCUGUUCGUGUAUCCUAUCAAAUCAUGCCGUGGUAUUGAGAUGAGCAAGAGCAAGCUGCUCCCGACUGGCCUCGAAUUCGAUCGGCUGUACACUUUCGCACAGCUCAAGUCGGCCUUCCCCGUCGCCUUGGAUGCGCCAGAGGAGACGAAGGAUAAGCAUAGCUGGGAGUUCAUUACACAACGGCAGUUCCCCCUCCUCGCAACCGUCAAGGUUGAUGUGUACGUCCCGGAUCCGACCAAGAGCACGGCGUUCAUGGAGCAGCGCUCCGGCGACGCCUGGAUCGUGUUCCGCUUCCCCUGGCAGGACCGCGGUUUUGCGGGAGCGAUGCAAUGGAUUGCCGCCAAGAUCCGCGACGGCUGGCGCGCUGUGCCGGAGAAGGAGGUUCUCUUGCCUAUUGAGUUCCCCACCGCAAAGGAUAUCGAACAGCGCGGGUACACGUACGAGGACGUGAGAGUGUGGAAGGAGAUGGUUCCCGCGUUGAACAUGGGGAAGGAGAUCCCCAGGGAGCUAAGCCUUUAUCUGGGCGUCAGCAACAAGUUGGCGAUUUUCAGGGUUGACCCAUCCAAGCUGAGAGAGGUCUAUCGAUGCGCGCCGCCCAAGGAUGAGGCUGGAUAUCAACCGAUUGUUGGGUUCCAGGACGCGUAUCCUUUGCACUUGAUGAACCUUAGCAGUCUCAGCGAGUUUGAUUCUCAGGUCCCAAAGGACGAUGACCUGAAGCAGCUUGAUGUUAGGAGGUUCCGUUCUAACAUCAUCCUCGCUGGUGCCCCGGCAUAUGACGAAGAGUCGUGGAAGUCCGUCACCUUCACCCAAGGAACCUCAAAGACUACCACUCCCGCAGAAUUUCAAGUCUCUUGCCGUACUGUCCGGUGCAAACUUCCCAACGUCGAUCCGGCCACGGGCAUCCGCCACAGCGUUGAGCCCGACAGGUCACUCCGUAAGCUCCGCGACGUCGACGAAGGCGCGCCGCGCAUGGGAUGCUUGGGAAUGCAACUGUGCCCGCUUUUCAAGGGCAUCGACCGUGUCGAGUACAUGCAGGGCUGGCUCGAGGUCGGCAUGGCCGUAGACGUGAAGGAGCGCGGUGAGCAUGUGUACAUCAAGCAGUAG
Colletotrichum truncatum is the source of this 1398-nucleotide messenger RNA. RefSeq names its product mosc domain-containing protein. The record is from RefSeq and is a predicted model, not a curated record. Gene Ontology annotation, molecular function: pyridoxal phosphate binding; molybdenum ion binding; catalytic activity. Lineage: Eukaryota; Fungi; Ascomycota; Sordariomycetes; Glomerellales; Glomerellaceae.